ACGUGCACAGCAGUGCGCUGGGAGACGCGUGCACGGCCGUCCGACAUCCGUUUCUCCGCGCGUUACGACACUUGGGUGCGUGCGAAAAACGAGCGCGCGCGUGCGCCGUCGCGGAGGAGAGGUGAACCGACGAGCCGGUAACGGGCGCUCGAGUGUCCGCCGGCGGCCGCCCCCGCCCCAACCGGAGACCCGAUAUCGGCGGGCGAGGAGUGGACGGUGCAGAUAGAUAGAGAGAGAAAAACACCCCGCGAGCGAGAGACAUGGCUCAUCAACAUGAGUGAUCUCGCCGACACCAUUGACGAUCUCAUCUGCAGUUUCGAAAGCGAUGGUAAGACGAUGGACACGUUAAUAAUGUAUUUGUUCUGCUGGGCCCUGGUCGGUUUCGUCGCGCUGGCCGUCGGCAAGUUCGUGUACGGCCGGCUGGUCGGCUUCGCGGGCCGCAAGACGGGCACCGUCCACGCCGCCCCGGCCGCCAAGAACGCUGCGUUGGAACCGGACGCCGCGGCGGCCGCCGCCGCCACCGGGAAACAGCACCAUCCGCGGGUCGUGCCGCCCACGCCACCAAUCGCGCGCAAACGGUUGGGCUCCAAGUCGGGCCGCACCUCGGCCGCCGUGGCCGGCAUCGCGGCCGGCCUGUCCGCCGUGCCGGCCGCCGCGGCCGCCAGCAAGGCGUUCUCGGUCGAGCAGCAGCAGCAGCAUCACCACCACCAUCGGCCGCCGCCCACGGCCACCGGCAACGACGCGGACGCCGUGCGCUGGACCAACGACGUGUUCAGGUGGCUGUACACCGCGGCCGGCGGCGAACCGUCCGUCGUCCAGUACCUGCUCGGCGAGUGGACGUCCGCGCUCAACGAGUACACCAAGAAAUCGUUCGCCGAACACGGUGUCGGAGUAGAGUUCGUCCGAUUCCUGCCGGAAACGCAUCCGCCGACCAUGGCCAACGUGUUCUGCGAGCUGGGCGUCUGCGAGAGCGUCACGAUCACGUGCGACUGCGACGCUACACCGGCGAUGCAGCUGAAAGCGAUGCGACAGAAAGGCGACAAAGUGGACGUCUCUCACUACCGCGUGAACGUCAACAAACUGCAGGCCCGACUGAACAUUGUGUUCGACACGAGCAAGAAGAGAGGACAAAUCAAAUUCGACGGGUGGCCGAAGAUAAAAGUAAUGCUUGCCCAAGUCGGGAACAUAAAGAGCAACACGCUUGACGAGGUGCAACUGCAAGACGUUAUCAUGGACAUCGUCACCGGUGCCAUAAGAUCGACCGACAUCGCCGUGGACUUGUACCGCUGGUCAGAGUUUCCGAAUUUCACGAAAAGCCAACAGACGACGAUCACCUCACCUUUGGACUCGUACACCGAACGUUUGAUAAACCCCAGAACGGAACCAGCAGUCAAGCAAGGCGAGAAAAGGUUGAUGGUCAAAGUAAUAAAAGCGAUUGGACUGGGACUCAAACAAGGUUGUUCCGAGCCGUACUGUGUGAUUGAAGUCGAUGACCCAUUUCAAAAGAAACAAACGUCGACCAAGAAGAAUACGUCGUCGCCGCAAUGGAACGAGAACUUUAUAUUCGCAUUGAACCCGAUGACUGAGGAGAUACUGUUCGAAGUGUACGACAGCAACCCGAACGGCAGCAAUCGGUUCAUGGGCCUGGCCAUCGUCAGCGUCGAAGAACUGCUCGUGAACCCUUACCAAAGACAAGUGCUGUCCCUGCAGGCGCGGCCGUACCAAGACGAUCCGGUGUCCGGUACGCUCACGUUGGAAUUCAAUUUCCUCGAAGACGACGAACGGAACGUCAUGGUCGCGAAAGGGACGACGUCAGAUUUUUCAAACGAGAGGCCAUCAAUGUACAACGAUCAUUAUCUCCAAGCGGAACCGCUAAGGAACACUGCGAAUCAAACGGUUAGGAACGCGGACGAGAGCAACAGAAACAAACACAUCUCGUACAACGUCAACACGGUGUUCAAUAGCAGAGACUAUUUGCAAGCGCCGUCGGAUCAUCACAGGAACACCGCGCAAGACACCGGUCGGGUCAACUAUUACGGAGGUGCGCAGCAGCAGCAGCAGCAGCAGCAGCAGCAACAGCAGCAAAACCUCCACCACUACCAGCAGCCGCAGCAGCGCGAAUCCGAAACGGGUAUCAGCGUCGACAGACAAUACGAUACCGGAUACAACUACGGGCCGUCCCAAGACUCUGACCGCGGCCGGAGCAGGAAGAAGAAACGCGAUUUCUUCGGUGCUAUGCGAACCAGGUUCAACAGAUCUAAGUUCAGAUCCAAGUCGAUUGAUGCAAGCCAGCACGAUCAAUACAGGGAUUCAUACGGCUUGUCACCGGGCCAGGCACGAUCGAUAUCCGCAGACGGCACUAGAAACUCGUCCGAGCCGUCCAUCGAUUUACUGGCACCACCUAGGGCUGGUUCGGCUCGGUCGAGCCUGAGCGAGAUGUCCGGGGCCAGUGGCACUUCCACGGGCACUUAUCUGCACGAGGCGUCCACGCUGGUGUUGGAGACGAUGGAGAACAACGCGAAAAAGUAUUACCUGAUACCGUUCACGCAGGCCAAGAAAAGCAAAUGGAAGAGGGCGGGCACUAAACUGCACAUAUUCAAUGAUCAUACUUUUGUCGCUAAGCAUCUGUCCAGCCGCCUCAAUUGCUUGGUGUGCGCGAAAUUCUUCCCGAGGCGGAUCGGUAAACAGGGCUAUGAGUGCAGGGACUGCCUGAUCAAAUGCCAUAAGGAGUGUCACGUCAAAGUGUUGACCGUGUGCACCAACUCGAAAAUUCAUAACAUCGAUCUGAAUAAUUUAACGGUGUUGCCUUCGAUAUCGGCAUAGUGACGCCGAGGAGUUGGCAUACGAUACGCGCACACACCGCUGACUGUACACAUUCAACACGCGUCAUUUUAUUCGUAAUAUAUUUUUAAUAAGGUUUAUAUGAUAUAAGUACACAAAUAUAAAAUAUAUGUAUAUACAUAAUAACGGGUAGCAAACGAAGCGGUCGAUGUACGCUGAAAUUUAAUAUUAUAUUCAAUCGCGUAGUUUAAGAAAUAAUAAUAAUAAUAAAAUCGUCGUCAUUGUUGUACUGUCAUGUUGUUGUACUCGCAUUGGUGGAAAAGGCGAUCGACCGCGUUCGUAUAUUGUGUAACGAUAUUAUGAUAUUAAUAUGAAUGAAUAACAAUAAUUACAACUUUAGUACGAAUAAUGAUAACACGUUACUAUACCGAGACCGACGAGGAGUGCCGCGAGACAGAACAAUCGUACAGUCGCGGUGUUAAUGUGUGAACAAAUGUAUAUAUAUAUAUAUAUAUUUAUAUUAUAGUGUGUGUACUUGUAUCAUAAAAAUAAUGUUUAAUGUAAAAUGUGUGUGUGUCCCGCGGGUGUAUCGAGAGGUAAAGAAAUAGAUAAGAAAAUAUUUAUAUAUAAAUAACGAACAAACAAUUUUGAGUCUAUAUAUCACGUAUUGUUAUUGGCAGGCGACAUUUAUGUAUGUGGUCAUCAAACAUCAAUCGUGUAUACAAGACUGAUAAAUAAUGUUAAUUGUAAUAAUAAUAGUUUUAAUUGUAAUAAUGUAUUAUGUAUAAUAUGUAUUAAAAAACUACG
Sipha flava (yellow sugarcane aphid) is the source of this 3588-nucleotide messenger RNA. RefSeq lists its product as uncharacterized. The record is from RefSeq and is a predicted model, not a curated record. The transcript has 15 exons. NCBI's taxonomy places the organism in Eukaryota, Metazoa, Arthropoda, Insecta, Hemiptera, Aphididae. Bases 274 to 2823 code for a protein of 849 amino acids.